UGUCAGACAGGCACCUGCAUAAUAACUUCCCCAAUGAAUGGCGCAGAUCGAGAUCUUUCUUUGUGACAACUUUCAGCCAAACUCAGUUAUUUCUUGACGGUUUCGUCCUAUGAAAUUUUCUGAAAGCAAUAAAACUUCAGACUCUGGCAUCUCUUGAAUAGGUGUGAUAAUCAGAUGUACUAUUUUUUUGUCGGAUUCUCGGCCCGGCUUUGCUUUGUGAAUGAGGGCGCAGGAAAAACUUGAAUCGGCACACUCACGAAAAGUGCACCAGCACCGCUGGGGUAGACUCGUCGGAAGUACCGCUGAAACUAAGAGCCCGGCUUGCGCGGCUUUGCUUUCGAAUUAAUUCGGCUUCGCCUAGUUUCCCCCUUCUUACUGUGGGCAGAUCAACAAGUUCAGACGAAUCAUAGAAUCGAGAAGGACUUGUGUAUAUAAGAUGGGAGUGAAGGAUGUCGGAGAAGGUAAAAUUAAAUAUGAAUGGAGACAGACAGAUGAAGAUAUUUACAUUGAUUUUGAUGUGAAUGGGAAGAUCAAGAAAGAGGACGUUGAACUCAGACUUGAUGACAGUGGCAAGACCUGUGUUUGCAACGUGUGUUUUAAAGAUGGCAGUAAGUGGGUCUGCUCACUUCAGCACCUGGUCCUCAAGUCUUCUGCUGGUGUUAAGGUGAAAGAUGGAGCACUUAUAGUUCAUCUACAGAAGAAAGAGAAAUUCAAGCAAUGGAAACAAUUGGGAGAUUGUGCUUUCACAAAAGCAAAGCAAGAGAAAGGUAUCUCCAAUGCGGCAAAUGAGAAGGGAAAUCCCAAAGAAGGAACCUCAGUGGUCAGAGAUGGAGAGGGUGACGGCCAGAAGGAUGAAAUAGAGGAAUAUGUGGUGAACCAUGUCAAACAUAGUUUCUUUCCGAGACAAGACCUGAAAGUUAUCUACUUCCAUGUGUAUGUGAAAAAGAUCAGACGGGACUCUGUCAAUGUCACCUUCACAGAAAAUGAAAUAUGCAUCAAAUUCAAGACCAGCGAUAAUCAAUUCCUUCAGAUGAAUUCUGGAAGUACAUCAGACACUUUGUUUUGUUGGAGAAUUAGACCAUGGAGGCCCAUUGAUCCUGAAGGCUGCCAUCACAAGGUGACGAAGAGUAAUCUAGAAAUUAACAUCACCGCACAAAAAGCAGAGAAAUGGAAGGCCCUUGAAUGCUCAACUAAAGAAUCUGGAGAUGGCUCUAGGGGCAGGGCUGCGUCUCAGGGUGACUGGGUACCCCUGUCCUCCUCCCAGACAGCCACGCCUCAGCGUGCCAAGGAAUCAGCUGAAAUCACUAAAGAUGCAGGCUCUGAGAAGGAGAACCUGAGAGGUGCCGUAGGGGGAGCCAAGUCAGUGGAGAUCAAGGAGAAUGUAACAAGGACCAAGAAACCCACGUGCACAGUACCGCCGUUGAGUUUAGGGAAGCAGACUCCAUCCUUGCCAGCCGAGCCUACACCAUCCCUUCAUUACGGGUACUGUGGACUUGAUAACCUUGGUAACACCUGCUUCAUGAACAGUGUUCUUCAGGUCCUGGCCAACACAAGAGAACUCAAAGACUUCAUGUUAGGAGCCGACUUCAAGAAUGAGAUCAAUCGGGACAAUCCCCUGGGUAGUGGAGGUCACCUGGUUCUCUCCUUUGCUGUCUUGAUGAGGAGGCUAUGGGGAGGUCAACAUAAAUCCAUCGCUCCCUCAAAACUCAAGUCCAUUAUAUCAGCCAAGGCCAGUCAGUUCAUGGGGUUUGCUCAGCAUGAUGCACAGGAAUUCAUGGCUUUUCUCUUGGAUGGACUUCAUGAGGACAUCAACAGAAUCCGUAAAAAGCCAUACACUCAAACAAUUGAUUCUGAUGGAAGGCACGAUGAGGUCGUUGCAGAUGAGGCAUGGAAGACGCACAGGAGAAGAAAUGAUUCCUUCAUUGUUGACUUGUUUCAAGGACAAUACAAGUCCAAACUUGUCUGCCCAGGAUGUAACAAGGUUUCAAUAACCUUUGACCCCUUCAUGCACCUGUCCAUGCCACUCCCGAAGAAGAAGCGUCACUUCCCCGUCUACUUCUUCUCCCGGGAUUGCAAUCAACGACCGGUCAAGUACGUGCUCUCUCUCGGCUCGGACGCUACGGUCCACGAUCUGACUGUCCAGGUGGGUCAGAUGGCGGGGGUCAAUGCUGCCAAUUUGAGGGUCUUUGAGGUCCAUCGGAGCUGCAUCCAUAAGGUCUUUUCCCGAAGGAGCACACUGUCGGGCAUGUCUUUCAAUGACAUCAUCUUUGUGCAUGAAGUCUUGUCGCCAGCCAUGGCAGGAGAGAGUGUUGUAGAGCUGUCUGUUAUUCAGCGUAUGUUGAUGCCGCCUGCCCUUCUCCACUGUUCCCACUGUAAGAAAAGCUGUGAGAAAGGCAGAAGCCUCAAGAGAUGCACCAAGUGUUACCGGGUAGCAUACUGCGAUCAAGCUUGUCAGAAGAGCAAUUGGAACACGCAUAGACCCACGUGUCGUCGUUUCCCAGAACCUGUUGGAUGUCCUUUCAUCAUCAGUCUGCCCAAAUCUCAUGCCACAUAUGCCAGGCUUUGCCAGCUUAUGGAGUGUUACGCAAGGUAUUCUACCAAUGUGUUUGUACCACCCUUGAAGCCACCGGGCACAGUAAGCAGCCCUGGUAAUUCCUCUCAUGAGAGCGAACACCCCUCUACCUCAACCGAUUCUCAACCUCAGUCCGAUGGAGUUGCACCCUCCACUACCACUACCUCUCCAGCAGAUGCAUCAAGGAUUCCUACCACAGAGACAACGAUGGAUGAUGAAGAGAUGGGGGAUGGACAGGAUGGGAAGGAGAGAAUGGAGGACAUUGGUUUGGAAGACCCCAUUCAGUCGGAGGAAAUGGGAGAUGGGAUGAUGGAGGGAACGUCUGAUAAAGAUGAGGCUUUGAGGAAAGGAGAAGGAGGAGGAGGGGGAGGAGACUCUGGAGCAGAGUCCAGAGGAAAUUCGUCAGACAUGGAAGGAGCUGCAACAGCUACGGUGGUAGGGCAACCUCAGACCCAGGAGAGAAAGAUGCCUCUGUUCUUCGUCAAGCCUGUCAAUCACAUAGGCAACAGUAUCCCCAGCAAGGAACGGCUCACAGAUAAAGGUGAUGUCCCUCUUGAUCUGUCUGGUAUCAUCAGUGUAGCCAUGGAUUGGAGGAAUGAUCCCAAACAAGAGAACAACGUCUUGGUGGAGUCAAGGACACUUGACUAUGCAGAAGACGAAUCAGUGUGUGGGAAGUCAUACGAAGAGACUGAAAUCACCUUGGACCAGUGUCUCAAACUGUUCACGGAGCCAGAGAAGCUUGCUCCUGGGGAAGCAUGGUAUUGUCCCAAGUGCAAGCAACACAGAGAAGCAACCAAACAGAUGUUACUAUGGCGACUGCCCUCUACUCUCAUCAUCCAGCUGAAACGGUUCUCCUUUGGUAACAUGCUGUGGAGGGACAAGAUCAACAAAAUGGUUGAAUACCCCGUCAGAGGCUUGGAUCUGUCUCCCUACUGCCAUGGUUCCCACGGCACACCUUUGAUCUAUGACCUCUAUGGGGUCAUCAACCAUCAUGGGGGUAUUCUGGGAGGUCACUAUACGUCCUUCGGUAGACUGGCUUCUACUGCAGACUGGAGUAAGAAUGAGCAUGACUGGAGACUGUUUGACGACAAUCAUGUGACCACUGUCUCUGAGAAGAACGUGGUGACGCGUUCAGCCUACCUGCUCUUCUACCGCCGUCGUCAGCCCUACACCCCGUACAUCUGGCAAGCUCCUGCAGACCCGGAGCCGGAGGAGGAGGAGCCGGAGGUGGAGCCCCAGAGGGAGCCUCAGCAGGAGCAUAAGAGUGUGCAGGAGACAGGGGAUGAACCAGAGGAGAUGGAUGACAAGUCAUCCACCUGCAGCAGUGAGAUGGAGGUCAGUGAGAGAGACCCGUCUGAUGCGGCAGGAGUGGAGAGGCCAGGCAAACAGUUCCCUCACCAUGACAACCGCUUCUCUGCCUCCUCCCAACCUCCUGCCCCUCUGCAAACAUCUUGCGUUGAUAAGAGGAGUCGAGAUGGAGAGGACAUUGGCUACACUGAUAUGGAGGAUAUAGACUAGAGCUGGACUCUCGGGGAUCAGGAGAGAGAACAGGUACUUUGGAGGAUGGUAACCAAUUAUGAUGAAGGAGUAGCGAAUAUCAAGACCGCAAACUUCAUACUACAGUUUAGAGAGGUUAGAUUUCUUCCCGCUUCUAUCAGAUCGACUUUUGAACCAGAAUUUUGUGCCGUUCUCUGCUUUUAUUUUUCAUGUUGUUUGCUUUAAGUUAUUGGUAUCUAUUUUUCCAUUAGCAAAUACCAAGUCUCUUUUUCGUGUGAUAUUUGACUUAAAAGUGUAAUUUUUAAUUUAUUUUUGAUUGCUUUAAUUUGUGUUUUUUAAGGGCAAAAUCUGAUCAAUUUCAAUUGAUAUUUUUCUCUGAAUGUUUUGUUUUUAAUAUAUAAAAUGUGCUAAUACUCUGUGCAAUACUGCAAUGGUGAGUUUAAAGAAUGGUGUAGAAACUGUACCAUAAGUGUAUUUUGUUUGCAUAUUGUUGUUUAUAUACUGUUGUUUGAGCAAUUUUCAAUUUGAAAUCAUAUUGUAACAUCUAGUUGCAUGCUGGGAUAUUCACUUUAUGAAAGGACAGUAUUAUCAAGAUACCAUUUCCAAUUGCUCUUUCGUGACCACACUGAAUUUUUCUCUGUCUCCAUCAAAUGGGUCUUUUGAUGUAGGGAUAAGAAAGCUUGCUGUAGGGAAGUGAGCUAGAACAUAAGAUCUGUUUAAAGCCAAAAAGGCAUAAGGGAUAAUGCCCUUAUGGUUCUCAACAGAUAAUGAGAUCAAGUUUGAUCUUUAAUAGCUUUGUUUACUUUGUAGAUGUAAAUGUAGCAGCAAAGAACAGUGUUAAUCUGAACCCAUUGUUAUUCAAGAUGAAAUUGAUGGAAAAUCUGUGUUGUAUUAAACUGAAAUUGCACUUCAUGAGUCAACUGGGGUAGAAGUGUGAAAUGUGAUUUCAAUUGCAAUAUUCAUUGGUGUGAUCAUUUAUGUUGUAAGUAGAUUACUUUAUGAAACUCCAGAGAAGUGUAUGUAUUCAAGCACCAGUUAAAAUAAGAUAAAUAGUUGUAAUACUGUCUUUUGACACUUGCUUAUGAUCAUCUUUUGACUUUUUGAAGUCAAUUAUUCUACUUUCAAUGCAAGAUGAACUUGCCUAAACUCACUGAGAUAAAAAAUAUACAUGUAUUAUCUUUCUUUGCUUUUUGAUACACCUUAAAAGGGCAGGGCAUAACCCACAUUCAAUUUCUUGUGAAAUCACACACACAUUUAGUCUCUCUCUCUCUCUCUCUCUUUCUAGUUUUUGCUUCUCUCUCUCACUCUUUCUCUUUCUCUUUCUCUUUCUCUUUUCUCUUUCUCUUUCUCUUUCUCUUCACUUUCACUGUCACUAUUGGGCCACACAAGCAUUAUUGUGUGUCACAACCCAUUCAGUUACAAGGGAAGUAGAUCUUGCAUUUUGGUUGUGCAUCUGAAAUAGAUGAGUGUGAAAUUCAAAGUAAAACAUAGGAAUAUACUAUUUGUGAAAAUUCAAAGUAAAACAUAGGAAUAUACUAUUUGUUAAAAUGAAGUGAGCUGAUAGACAUUCACUGUGAUAUUUGAAAUAUGAAUUUAAUUCAGGGUCACUUAAAAAUGCUUAUUUUACAUUCUCUCUAAAUAGUGAAAAGCAAGCUACAAUGUUCUAUGUAAUUUCAAUUGCUGUGUACAAAACAGUGUCUCACUAUAAAAGUAUACUUCCUUACAAGUAGUGUACUAUGUAAUUAUGUAAGAGAACUAUUUACAAAAACAUGGUAAGAACUUAUAUUUAACUGAUGAUUUCACUGCAUUGAUGGUAACUCGUACAAAAUAUCAUUUCUGCUGCUAAACUUAUAUUUUGAAUAUUGUGAAGAAAUAAUCUGAAAUUGUGCACACAUUUUUGGGAACAGCUGUGUUAAACAACAUGAUUUCACAUUUGAUUCAUGCUUUAAGCAACAUUUUAGCCUUCUGUUCUUUUGAAACUUCAAAUGAUUUUAGCUGACUUUAUUAUGGCGGAAUUCUUUUUAUGUUUGAUGAAUCGGUUCACACCGAUGAAAGAUGUAUGAAAGAAUAUAAUUUUGAUUAUAUUUUAGUACAACUAUGCAAGUUAAAUGGAUGAUAGAAUAACUCUGUAUACAUGAGAAUAUUCAUAGUGUAGUGCAUGUAACCACAUGGAAAAUAAAUUGAAAUUACACAUUUAAA
This is a messenger RNA of Strongylocentrotus purpuratus (purple sea urchin), 6268 nucleotides long. It is a transcript of the gene usp19, whose product is annotated as ubiquitin carboxyl-terminal hydrolase 19. The coding region runs from base 437 to 4090 and encodes 1217 amino acids. Gene Ontology annotation, molecular function: cysteine-type deubiquitinase activity. Gene Ontology annotation, biological process: protein deubiquitination. The record is from RefSeq and is a predicted model, not a curated record. The transcript is spliced from 26 exons. Lineage: Eukaryota; Metazoa; Echinodermata; Echinoidea; Camarodonta; Strongylocentrotidae.